This is a messenger RNA of Dreissena polymorpha, 2016 nucleotides long. Its product is annotated as phospholipid phosphatase 3-like. The transcript has 6 exons. NCBI's taxonomy places the organism in Eukaryota, Metazoa, Mollusca, Bivalvia, Myida, Dreissenidae. Gene Ontology annotation, biological process: signal transduction; phospholipid dephosphorylation; phospholipid metabolic process. The coding region runs from base 173 to 1210 and encodes 345 amino acids. The record is from RefSeq and is a predicted model, not a curated record. Gene Ontology annotation, molecular function: phosphatidate phosphatase activity.
UUUAUUCGAUGUAAACUUAGCAUCGGGUGUUGUAAUUGGCGGGUAGGAAAGUGGACUUUUACCGCGAAUGCUGAUUCGCUCAGAGUUUUAGAGACAGAAGUAUAAAACCCGGUGCUGAGACAUUUUCAAUCGCAAUUCUCUGCUGUGGAUUAUCCCGUGGAAUAACUGCACAAUGGAAAAGUGUGCGAAUAACAGACGCGUUAGUCGCAGACGAAUUACAUUGGCUGUAAUAGUAGAUUUUAUCAUUUUUCUUUUUGUUGGUAUCCCCAACCUAUAUCUAUUUCUUCGGGGCAAGCCCUUUAUUCGGGGUUUCCACUGCGAUGACCCCGCCAUCUCCCUCCCCUUCAAACCAGACAGCAUCAGUACGUCUUUACUUACAGUCGCCGGAUUUGGGACCUCAAUCUUAUGCGCCGUCAUCGUCGAGGUAUUAAACUCAAUCAGCAGGAAGUGCGUACGCGCAUGGCCAACGUGGGAAGACUUGUUGUUUUACGGCAAAAGUUACUCGUUGUUCAUAAUCGGGUUCGUGAUCCAAAUGCUGUUCGUGGAAUUCGUAAAGAAUCAGCUUGGAUUCUUAAGACCCAACUUCAUGGACGUUUGCCGUCCGCAGUUCAACGUAUCGUUAUGCCCCGCGUUCAUAACAGAGUACAAGUGCAUCGGACAGGAUGCGAAAGAAAUUAUUGGCAGCCGACAGUCCUUUCCAUCCGGGCACUCGACGUUCUCAAUGUACGUCGCCGUCUUCUACUGCUUUUACAUCCAGAGGCGACUCCACAUCAGUUUCUCGCGAAUUCUGAAGUUCUUCCUGCAAGCUGCUCUCGUCUUUACUGCAUCUAUCUGUGGCAUGAGUCGUAUAAGGGACCACAAACACCAUACCUUUGACGUAAUCGCGGGAUUUGCCGUCGGCGCAAUUGUUGCCGUAUCUGUGUACAAGCUUCUUGCGGAAUACCUGCUUUUCACAAGUUCCGAUGAUGAUGUCAGUGAAUCAUCAACGUCAUCAUCAACAGUGUCACAUGACUUGUGUUGCGCAUGCGCAACAAUGCAAUCCGCGAAUGUGGAACCUCAGACGCCAGCGCCGUUGCUCCCGAACGAUUACUUCAACGAUGAUCCGAACGCCACUGGCAGGCAAACUUCGAUAAAGCUGAAAGUGACCUCUCCCGUUAGCAGCUCUUUGACAACAUAUUCAGGAUUAUCUGAUCAGCAGGAACUAGUUUGAGUGUUAGUUUAGUUGUGUGUACCUUUAUCCGUAAAAGGAUAGUGACAUAUGGUAACUUAAAGGCACCAGUUUUGUAGCUUAUAAGAACGCGGGGGCUAAUGAUCUCUGCUUCAAUAUUGGGGACUUUUUUUUAGCUUUUAUCAUAUUGUUCCUACUUUAUGUAACACAUAUUGUAGGAAUAGCAAAUGGAGCUGAAGAUUUCCUUGCUAACUCAGAAGAUUAAUACAAUGUUUCAAUACUUACAAAGCAUUCUUUAGCAUAACAUUACUAUUUUAACUUUUUUAUAGACGGUUUAAUUAUGAAUGUGUAGAUAUAAAAUUAAGUUCUAUGUUUAACUUUCGCGUAUGCUCUUUGUAUUGGUAUCUUAAAACAUUGACAAAAUUAUCUUUAUAUCUCAACAUGUACAUCAAAAGUUAUCAAAGUACAUCAAGGGUACUGAUUAAAAUAUUCGUUGUUCAACUGUGUGACGUCCCUUGUUUACAUGCCUUUAAGAAGUAAUUUUCUUUGGAAUAUGCAUCGAAUCUUGUUGCAAAUACGUAUGUAAAUACGUCGUUGGUUGCUUUAACAUGAAACUAAACAACACGCACAAUGUGAAAAACUCAAAUAUUUUCUGUCGCAAUUUUAACGUCUUUAAUUUUGCGUAACAUGCUUGAAUUAUUUAAUUGUUUAAAAUAUAUUAUUACAGACAGUUAUUGUAUGUCUUCAAUGGUAAAUGCAACAAAGCACGUUUUUCUUUAACAUGUGUCUGGAAUCUUACCCUAGUGUUGACUUUUUGAUUUUGAAUACACAUACACUUUAAAAAAACA